AUGGGGCGUCACGCUCUUGUCAUGGGCGCAUCAGGCAUCACUGGCUGGGCGAUUGUGAACCAGAUUCUACGUGGCUACCCCCGGAAAGGAAUCUUCUCCAAGGUCACCGCCGUGACCAACAGACCGCUCGCCCAGGAGCAUACCCUGUGGCCGCAAUCUGACGCCCUGCAGGUGUGUAGCGGGCUGAAUCUCCUCGAGGGAACUCAAGGAGACUUGGAGGCCAAGAUGAGACAAAAGGUGCGUGACAUCAACAAUGUCACCGACCUGUAUUUCUACGCAUACAAGCACUCCAGCAUUCCAGAGGAAGAGAGCUCGGUGAACACGCAGAUGCUGGAGCGAACCAUCCGCGCCGUCGACCGGCUCUCCAGCAACCUAUCCUUUGUGGUCUUACCCAGUGGAACGAAAGCGUACGGGGUUCAUCUAGGAAAAGAUCUCUUUCCGUUCCAAAAUCAAUUACCUUUGACAGAAAGCCUGCCCCGAAUCCCCGAGCCUCAUGCCUCCAGGAUGUUUUAUUAUCAACAAAUCGAUUCCCUUCGAAGACUUUCGCGAGGCCGCUCUUGGCAAUGGGUCGAUCUGCGGCCGGAUGUGAUUACGCUGGCCGUAUACCUGAGUCUCUUUGCUGCGGUUGAAGGGAAGGGCACGACCUGUCCGUUCCCCGGCUCGACCGAAGCGUGGCACACUCUAUCCAACGACAGUCCUCAGGACGCGGUUGCGCAAUUUAGUAUUUUCGCUUCUCUGAACCCGGAGAAGACGGCGGGGCAGUCCUUCAACGUCGCGGGGAGCGACCAGGCUGUGUCAUGGUCCGAACGCUGGCCCAUCAUCUGCCAAUUCUUCGGGCUCGAGGGGACCGAGCCGGUCGAGUCAAGCCUGGCUCCUGCCGAUUACAUGAGAUCACACCUCGCCACGUGGUCGGAGCUGGUGCGGACACACGGACUCGAGACGAAUUUGAUCAGGGACGAACUGGCCGAAGGCAAGGCCGGCUAUCAAAAGCAUAUCAUGUCCGAGCUCUGCUUCGACCGAUCUUUAGAUCUCGGGAGAAUGAGGCAGGCGGGCUUCCAAGAGGUUUCGGACUCGAAAAGAGCUUGGUGGACGGCAUUUGAGAGGUUUCGGGAGGCCAAAGCGAUUCCAUGA
Messenger RNA from Fonsecaea monophora, 1131 nucleotides. RefSeq lists its product as hypothetical. The transcript is spliced from 4 exons. The record is from RefSeq and is a predicted model, not a curated record. Bases 1 to 1131 code for a protein of 376 amino acids. NCBI's taxonomy places the organism in Eukaryota, Fungi, Ascomycota, Eurotiomycetes, Chaetothyriales, Herpotrichiellaceae.